AUGUCCUCGACAGCCGACACUCAGGAGGCGGCCGGGCAGCAACCAGAGGCUGUGUCCGACUUCUCUCCCACUUUCAAGAUCUUAAACAAGGGGGAUUCGGCCAGGGACGGCUCUAAGGGUAGCCCUUUGUAUGCUUCCAAACUUAGUAUGUGUGUAGAGCCCUUAGACGGUCAAAUAUCGUCAUCGGAUGAUGAUGCUGCUGCUACUGAUUGCAUCCAAGUGUUGUUCCCUCCAACUCGGGAACAGCAUCAAGAAGAGGCACUUCAGGCAGGGCAAAUUUUCGAAGUUUUGAAUAAGGUCUGGGAUGUCACUACUAGGCUUAUUGGAUUGUCUACUUUUCAGAUUGGCGAUAUACGAUGGAUCGAUUUUUCGAACUUCCAUUUAGACCACACCGUUGUGGUUGUUUACUUCGAUCUUCGCGCUGCUCAACGAGCAUAUACUAGACUCAAUGAG
Molecule: messenger RNA, 453 nt
Organism: Perkinsus marinus ATCC 50983
Lineage: Eukaryota; Perkinsozoa; Perkinsida; Perkinsidae
Exons: 1
Source: RefSeq, a predicted model, not a curated record